UUCCAGGAGGAGUGAACAGAAAGAAGUAAAGAGGAGAGAACAGACAGAAGUGAAGAGCAGAAAAUAAUGAUACUGAAGUGAGGGGACAGCAAAGCAGACCAGUGCUCUUCAUUUUGGCUGUUUGUCAACUCUUCUUCUACCAUGGAUAUAUAAUCCCAGAACUUGCAAGAGGGCAAAGCAAGGACGCAAAACAAAAAAAACAAAAACACACAAAAAAAAAAAAAAAAAAACGCAGGAGAGAAACAGAGGAAGGAGAAAAGCAGUAAACCUUGGCUGAGGUGAGGAAACGGCAGUGAGGAGAAGCAAAGGCAAGAGGAGCGUUGAGAGGUGGGGGGGAGUGGAGGAGUAAGGAGCCCCGCUCUUCCAGCAAAGAGGGGAAACAGGGGGAAAGAAGACAAAAAGAGUGAUAAAGAGUUGGGAAAGAAAGGGGAAUAGUCUGCUGGACAUGGGGCUUUGUGCUGUUCUCCUCAUCUACCUCUCCCAGGCUGAGCUGGGAAGAGUCUGGGCACAGGAACAAGGAGAUGCACUGAGUGAGACUUUGUUGCAGACAGAUGUGGCUCCAUCCAGUGUGCACAGAGUCAGAAAAGACCAGGAGACCCUGCACAAACACAGAGAACCCCGCAACACAGUGGGGGGAGUGGAUAUCAGUUCCCUGCCCAACAACGUAACCAAAAUAUUGGAGGACAGCCAAAGGUACUACAGAUGGCAGAGUUUUGGUCCAACAGAUAGACGGACUGAAGACUUGUGGGUAGAUCUGAGUGGCCCCGCCAAGAGCCAAGUCAGAAUCCACGGGAUACUGUCAAAUGCACACCGUCAAGCAGCGAGAGUAGCGCUGUCCUUUGAUUUCCCUUUUUAUGGACACUACUUGAGACAAAUUAUUGUGGCAACGGGUGGUUUCAUCUACAUGGGUGACGUGACUCAUCGAAUGCUAACUGCUACACAAUACAUUGCUCCACUCAUGGCCAAUUUUGACCCCAGUUUCUCCCUCAACUCUACAGUGAGAUACACAGACAAUGGUAAUCUGUUUGUGGUACAGUGGGAUAAAGUGAGACUAAAAGACCGAGAGGCUGAGGGACCUUUUACUUUCCAGACAGCCCUUCACAAAAACGGAACUAUUGUUUUCAACUACAGAGAGAUCCCUUUACUGGUGGAAAACAUAAAUUCCACCGAGCAUCCAGUUAAAGUGGGGUUGUCUGAUGCUUUCAUGGCAUUUCUCCCCUCACAGCUCUCAGAUGCAAAGCAGUGGACGAUCUAUGAGUAUCAUCGUGUUGAGAUCGACACCACCAAGAUUGUUAAUAGAUCUGCCUUUGAGUUCACACCUCUGCCCACUUGUCUUCAACACACUUCCUGUGAGCUCUGUCUAACAUCCAACCUGACAACCGGCUGUGGCUGGUGCAACACACUUCAGAGAUGCUCUGAUGGAAUCGACCGGCACAGACAAGAAUGGCUCGACUAUAACUGCCCUGAAGAGGCAAAAGGCACAUGUGAGGACUAUAACCCAGUUUUACCUGAAGGAUCUAUGGGGCCCUUCAAUCACUCUUCUCCAGGUCCAACACCUUCCUCAUCAGAGACUGACAACCAGCCUGUAACUACAGAUUUACACACAGGCCCUCCAAACCACACGGGGAUAACAGAGAACACAGCCAUCAUCGCAGGUGUAGUGGCUGCCUUGGUUCUGCUCGUAGCUCUCACUUUACUGGCUGUCUAUUACAUCAACACACACCCCACAGUUGCUCCACCGUUCUACCUCAUGCAGCGACGCACCAAUAACUACUGGCCCUCAAUGAAAUUCCGCAACCAAGGCUGUCACUCCAGUUAUGCUGAGGUUGAACUCGGGGGUCAUGAAAAAGAAGGUUUCAUUGAAGCUGAGCAAUGCUGUUAAGGGUCCUGGAAGUGGUGAGAAAGAAGAAGGACACCAUCUUGAGGAUGGAUAAAGUAUUACAAAUGGAUGAAUAUAGAUGAUCAGGCCAAACACCGACUCAAGUGUCUCUACUCCAACCGUGGUGGCUGGACAGUGUUUACUGUAACUGCUCUCGUAGCUCUUUCCAGCUUUCUCUGUGUCUUUUGCACUUUCAUUACACAGGGGAGUAGCCAUAUAAUCCAGUGGUUGGAGGGUCUGGAGGAAGAUGACUAGAAACAUGUUGAGAGCAAAUGUGUAACUGUUCAAAACCCAUCAAUGCAAGGGGAUGUCAGGGAAUGAAUUUAUCUCGCCUUCAUACUGCAAACCAAUGUACAGCCCAACUUCACUAUGUAUUUUAAUUCAGUUUAUGGACUCAUUUUUUUGUUUUCAUCUACAUAUGUGAGCAAUGACUGGUUUAGAAAAUGUUUCAUUUAUGUGGACAUAACUACAACAGAUAUUUAGCUCUAUAACUGAUAGUAAUCCAUAAUGCUCAUUUUCAACUCUGGAAAAAUAUUGUUGUUUUGGUUGAAUUAUAGAGACGUCAAGUUAAGGGAGUUUUCUUUGAUCCUUUCUGUUUUGUCUUCUAAUAAAAGCUGGUGAUGCGUGUUGAAAA
This is a messenger RNA of Sphaeramia orbicularis (orbiculate cardinalfish), 2513 nucleotides long. Its product is annotated as plexin domain-containing protein 1-like. The transcript has 13 exons. Bases 446 to 1882 code for a protein of 478 amino acids. The record is from RefSeq and is a predicted model, not a curated record. NCBI's taxonomy places the organism in Eukaryota, Metazoa, Chordata, Actinopteri, Kurtiformes, Apogonidae.